AUGGUGGCUACUGUUGAGGUGUGCGAGCCAAGGAUGCCGUCAUGGAUGAUGGUUGAACCCAUGAACUACACCGAGGAUAUCAUUCUUCACCGUGUUUUCGGUGGCUCAAUAUUCACCUUUGGUGGGGUGAAAGGUGAAGCGGAUACAAUCUUGGAUGUGUUCUUUUCUCCACUUGCUAAAGUCAAAGAUGACAAACCAAAUGACUUAAUAGAGUUGGAAGAUACCCAAAUUCACCGUCAUCCUGAAUCUUCUUUGUAA
Molecule: messenger RNA, 258 nt
Organism: Miscanthus lutarioriparius
Lineage: Eukaryota; Viridiplantae; Streptophyta; Magnoliopsida; Poales; Poaceae
Source: the annotation of a GenBank genome assembly